UAAAAAUUACGCUAUUGAUUUUCAAUCAGCAACUCAAAAACGUAACGUUAUGUGGAACUGAAACAGUUGUGCGGAAUAUUCACGAGCAAGGAGUUUUGGAAAUUAUCCGUAACGAAGAAGACUCAGACAAUCUAGUGUGUGUCGGGAUUUUAGACUGCAUCGACAGAGCUCCAAUUCAUUCGUUCGAAGAGAACGGUAAAUCAUACUUGUUCAUCAAACAUUCAAUUCCGCCACUUCCGGAACGCAAUUAGACGUGAUGAAUUCAAUAGUGCCGUACAGAGUUUGUGACUCUUCUCGCAGAUCAAGACACAUCAUUAUCGCCGAUGCCAGCCUAAGAAGCUUGCUUCACCAAGGAUCUAAUACAUUUCAACAACCAGUUCAACAAGUGGUUCUCGAAGUCGACGGUUGCGCAAUUACUAGUGACCUGGCGUUGAGUGCCUUCAACCGAGAUCUUCUAAUGCUGCUGCUUCCUGGAGAGAUAUGGACACCGCAAGGUAUCAAUACUACUGGAAUACAGUCCAUGGAACGUACAGCAGAGCAACAUGAUAUACCCAAAAACCAGCUACUAGUUGCAACACUUCAAGACGCCGAGAUAAUAUCACCAAUUAUGCAGCCAGUUAAUAUUGACUCCAAUUAUUUGAAAUUCAUACCCAACCAACAAGUAUCUGUUCCGGAUCCGAUCGCUAUGCAGCUUAUGGCCGAUGUAGAGCAUCAAAUCGUCGAUCAUCAACUACUUUCAAUGCCGUUGUUGAUUGCUGAGGAAAAUUCACCGACGGAAGCCCAAGAGGAUGAUAAAGCAGGUGAUCAACAACAGGCGAAUAUCGAACAUCAGAUGGACAAUGAGCAAUCAGUAGAGAGUGAAAUACCGGCUGAUGGACAGCAACUCUUGCAUCGUGAAGAGCAUAGAACAGCGGAAAAUCAAGAGUUUGAUGAAAAUCAGUCCCCUAAUACAAAUCAGAAACAACAACAGAAUACAGAUAUCGAAUUGCAAAAAAGUUCCAAAAAGCACGCAUCAUCCGAAAUGAAAUUUCGUUUUUUCGAAAUUAAUUGGAAUAAGAUAAGCGACAGUAUAAUCAAGAAGCUAACCAACAUACAGCAGUUUAAAACCAAUCAUCAAGACGAUCCCAUUCCAGCAUCACUACGAUUGACCAAAACUGAUACCACGAGUUUGGUAAACAACAUAGUUGAUCAGUUGCGUAUUAUCGAUUCGGAAAUCAAAGCAAAUGUGAUGGAAGUGGUAGCUAGACAGUUGUUGUCUAAAUAUCCGUGUCUCGAGCUUGUAGACGACGAUGGGUGUGGAAAUGGUAUGAGUUAUGUGAUUUUCAAACAUAAGAUGAUAAAUCACAACAAUUACCUCAAUCGUUUCAAAGAUUCCUCUGAACAGAAAGAUACAGCUAACCAUAAGGGUCGUAACGUAAGAGCUGGAACUCUGAAAGUUUAUUGGUCAACUACAAAAAAAGAUUGCGAAAAGGAUAUUUUGUCAAAACUUCGCCGUGACGAACCUGAGCUUCUAACGAAUGAGCUUCUUGCGGCAUCUCAAGCGUAUAUAAGAUACCAGCUGAGCGAAAGUAAACAUCUUGGCAACUUGCUGGCCGAGUAUCCUGUGUUCAGAAGGAGAAGUUUGCUUAAUUAUCAUUUUGUUCAAGCAACAGGCGUUAACGUUGACGAUCUGCGCAAGUAUUACUGCAUGAAACGUGCGAAAAUAAUCAGUUAUUCAAGCACUUCCGAUCGAAACAUUUCAAAAUUGAGUAACGAGUGCUGCGAUUUGGAAAUAUUUGGAUACCUGGCCAGACUUGUGGGAGAGAACAUAAAUGAUUUGAUUUUGAAGAAAGAGAUUGGAACACGCAUCGAUGAAAUUCAUUUGGAAUCAACGGGUCCUUUGGUGGUAUCUGUAGAUUUGGGAGAAAAAGCCUACAUGUAUUACGUAUAUGCAGAUCAUACUCGAGUUACGGAAGGCACCAAGGACAUAAUUUGUGCAAUGCAGGAUAUUAUGUGCACGUACUACGUUCACAAUUAUAAGUACCUGAAACCAGUAUCAAAACUCCUGGAGCUGAUUCAACAAUAUUUUUUGAAAAUAACACCUUCUACUGCUUCAAAAUCGAAUGCCUACCGUGUUGGCAACCAACAACGUGUUGUACGGCGAGUGAUCGAUGCCCUGGCGAAGCAUGAAUGUGAUGCUAGUGGUUCAAAAUAGCGUUUGCGAAAAAAUUGAUGUGAAUGUUGGUAAUUCGAUUAAAUGAUAAAUGUAUAAACUAUAAGAGAGAAACUAAAAUUGCGUUAAAAUUUGGUUAGGUGAAUCGGAAUGAACGGAAUGUAUGAAUGUAUUUCUUUGAUGAUAUAUUAAUGAGAUGAACUGUAGUGUAAGAUAAAGCUAAAAAUAGCGAUGAUGGAAAGGAAUGAAAGUGAAGAUUAUUUACCAAGCGAAUACGUUGUUAUAUUAUAUGAAUAAGAAUCAGGAUAGAA
This is a messenger RNA of Armigeres subalbatus, 2463 nucleotides long. RefSeq lists its product as uncharacterized. Gene Ontology annotation, biological process: apoptotic process. The record is from RefSeq and is a predicted model, not a curated record. Bases 257 to 2194 code for a protein of 645 amino acids. The transcript is spliced from 5 exons. NCBI's taxonomy places the organism in Eukaryota, Metazoa, Arthropoda, Insecta, Diptera, Culicidae.